AUGGAGCGGGCACCCCCAGCUGCCGGCGGCUGGCCCUCUUCGAGUGGAGCCUGGCUCGACGCGGCGCUGAACGGCGAGCUGGUGGCGGGGCUGCCGCCGAAGGGCGUCGAGAUGCUCGAGGUCGAGGUCGCCUACCAGGCGGACACCAUCGGCAGAUUCAUCAAGGCCCGGCAGGUGGGCGCCAGCGACACGUACUUCUCAUGGUGCAGCGCCAACAAGUGCGGGACGGUCGCUCCAGCUGGUGCUGUGGUCGAGCACUUGGACAUGUGGCAGGUGAUGGGCCACAGCGGCGUGGCCCGCGAGCGGGCGAAGCUCAUCUGCCUGGCAGCGGUUCCUGGGGCGCCUGUGCGGACCGCCUCGCCCGCGGCCGAGCCAUUGCCUGGAGAGCUCGGCGGCUGGCCGCUCGGGGUGAAGGGCACCCAGACCCCGGGCGGUCCAGGAGAGGCGGGCCCGCUCGACCAGGAGAUCGCCGGGCUCGAGGAGACCGCCGAGGACCCCGCGCUCGAGGCGCGGCUGGCGCGGCUGGAGGGCAGGGCAGCUCGUGAUGUGCCGAGGCAGGGCACGCCCAAGAACGCUGCGCGCCCGGCAGGAGCCAUAGGCGAGCGCCUGGCACAGGAGGUUGCUGACCGAGCCGCCGCUGCUGCCCCAGCGCGCACUGGCGCCUCGAGGAGGAGGAGCAGGCCAGCAUCGGCCGUGACCACGGCACUCCUGGACCGCGACGACGACGACGUGGAGGACGGCGUGGAGAGCGGCACAGAGCGCCUUGGGGGCUGCGACCACUACCAGGGCGUGAGCUGCAAGCGCGACUUGUUCGGCUGGAUCGCUCGACAGCGGCCCGACGCUCUCCUCGUGAAUGGGCUUGGCCACCUGUGCAGCCAGUUCACUCAGCAGUUGUCCGCAGGCGAGGCCGACCUGCUGGCCCCAGGUGUCACACAGUUCCUGUACACGGUGCUCUUCGUUGCUCACCCGCCGCGGGCGCUGUGGGCAGCCGAGGGGCGGGUCCUCCGCCCGCCAGGGCUGGCGCUCGACGGCAUCGUGCGCAGGGAGGUCAUCAAGACUGCGGAUCUGGUCAUGCUGAGGUUCAAGGCGCGGUCGAUGGGCAUCCGCGACGGGAACUGGCAAUCGGCGCGAUGGCUCACGCUGGACUCGCAGGAACAGCUUCCGUCAGGCACCUCGCUGGGCGAGGAGAACGCUGCCGAGAAGGUCGAGGCCCGGGAGCUGAAGGUCGCCGAACUCCGCCAGCGACUUGCAGACCGCAGGACCAGCUGCAGUCCCACGCGGUCGGACCAGCUCCUGAGCGACUUCGAGGGGGACCUCGACGCAGCUGCCGCCGCCCGCGUGCCACCAGCGGACGCGGCUACGGGCCGGGGCUUCACGCAGCACAAGGCGGCCCACCCGAGGCGCGAGGGCGAGACCCAGGACAGCCCGGGUUCAGGCGUGAGGACCGACGCUGCGGAGGCCGCGGCCUCGCGCACGCCCCCGCCUGCCCUCCGCCCGCCUGAGCGGCAGCUGCGCGGCAGCUCGCAGCCGCGGCGGUGGCGCCAGAUGCCAGCCGAGGUGGGCACAGGUGUCAGCUCCAAGUUCAGGCUCCCUCUCGCGGUCCACGAGGCGGUGCACGGUUUGCCAGGGGCGAUCGGGCGGUAUGGUUGUGAGAUGUGCACUUCGCCAGACCCCACGGCCAGCUUCGCGCGGCUGCGCGAGGUGUUGCCGUUACCGUUGCCCGACGCCCCACUCUUCGAGAGGCACCGUGCCGCCUGGUACUUGCACCAGCAGUUGUCGGAGACAUGCGAGGUGGACGCCGCGACGGCGCAGGUGCGGGCCCUGCUCGUGGACUUCAGCCUGAACUACUCGUACAUGGGGCACAUGCGGUGUCCAACCGACGCCGCAGUGCGGCCCACGGCAGGUCUGGUCAGUGCGCUCGGCAUUGUGCAGGAGGGGUGUGCGAACUUCGUUCAGGAUCCUGCCGCAGCGUUCGAGCUCCCGGACUGGGACCAGGUCAUCGCGUCGAAGACCGUCUCCCACGGGGGCAAGGUGAUGUCCCGCGCCCCGCCGCUCUCGCUUGCAGGCAACAUGCCAGGCCUCCCCGCGCAGGGCGACCCCGCAUCGGUCAAGGCGGUCGACCUCGCGGACGCUCAGGCGGGCGCCGGGCGUGCCGGCCCCACGCUGGCGUUGCUCCCUCGGGAUGAGUCGCCUGCCGAGGUCCCGCAAGCGGCGAUCCAGGUCGCGUCCAAGCAGGAGUGGUACCGCAUCGGGACCAAGCUUGUCAAGCUGGGGCUGGCUGCGCCGAUCGCCGACGACCGCAUCCUCAAGGUCGGGAGCCGCAGGGUGCUCGCUGGGGCGUUCAGGGUCGCCCAGGGCGGCACGCGGUCACCCGGCCAGGCGUGCGUCCAGCGCCUGAUCAUCAACAUGGUCUCGGCCGACAGCUACCAGCGCGUCAUCGAGGACGGCAUUGGGACCCUAAGUGCAUCGCCCUCGGGGGUCGCCGUCCCGCUCCCAGAGGGGCACAUGCUGCUCGGGUCCUCAGAUGACCUGGCCUCCGCUUUCUACGGCUGCGAGCUGCCCGAGGCUUGGCAGCCACACAUGGCCCUCGCAGAGGCGAUCCCAAACGAGCUCAUCGGUGUGCCGGGUCCAGGGACGACACACCUCGCGCUGCUCGUCUUCCCGUUGGGCUGGAUCAUAGCGGACUCGGAGUUUCAGCACUGCCACAGGCGCCUCGGGGGCGGCGGUCGCCCCCUCGCUUCAGGGUUUCCUGCGGAUCUCGAGUGGCACAGGGACCACCAACAUCCGAUCAAGUCGAAGGAGCUCGAGCAGCAGUGGGUCCAGUACUGCAUCGACGACUGGGACCAUGGCGAGGGGGUGCCCAGCGCGUUGGUCGCGGAGCUCAUCGGCACGGUGAGCUGCGCCCCGGUCAAGCGCCGCGCGCUGGUCCUGGUGCAGAUGGGUGCAGGUCUUGACGGGGCCGUCGGCCAGGUCGGAGUCACGGCCGAGAAGCUGCACCGGACGCUCGCGCUCAUCCUGUGCGGCAUGGGCAGACAGGGCCUCUCGACGCAGGGCAUGCUCAUGGUCCAGGGCAGGUGCGUCAGGGCAGCGGAGUUCAGGAGGCCGUCUAUGGGGUUCCUCAACAGCGUGGGGGCUGCUGGGUGCUGGACGCGACCGCAGGCUGAUCCCCUUGGAAUGUGCGACGAGCUCUUGGGCUUCGCGAAGGCGCUGCCGCUGGCAUACACCGACCUGCGGGCAAAGAUCGUCAUUUGUGACAUCGCGACCGAUGCCAGUGAGCGCGCUGGGGACAUCUGCCACACGGCUGGGCUCUCGGCGCAGGGCGUUGCCUGCGCGAGGGGAGGAGCUUCAGCAGUGACUUUGCGGCCUGGUGCAGUUGCGGCUCCUGUGCGUGGUGCGCGGUGGCGCCCUCGCUUCGUUCUCAUCGAGCUCUACGCAGGCGGUGCUGGGGCCGCGGUGGAGGCCUCCAGACUCCCGAUCGACAUGAUCGCCCCCGUCAGCUGCGAGGUUGAGCCCGCUGCCUGGCGACUGGUGCGUCGCCGUUUGGCGGGCGUGACCAAGCUUGGCAACGUCGAGGCCGUCGACACGGUGCGGUUCACGGAGAUGCUGAAGGGUUACGCGCGGGACGCCGACCGGGUCGUCUUGAGCGCGGGAAGCCCGAGCCAAGAUCUUGCAAGCAUCAAUGUCGCGGGGACCGACCUAGAGGGGUCGAGGCCGAAGCUCUUCUUCACGGUCCCCGAGCUGACGCAGGCAGCGGAGGUUGCCUGUCCUGAGCGCUCCGUGGUGUUUGUCGAGAACGUGUCCAGCAUGACCCUGGAGUCGAGGGCGGAGUUCUCCAGGGCGCUGGGUGUCACGCCCGUGUUCCUCGGGCCCAGGUGUCACGCCCACGUCAAGCGGCCGCGCCUGUACUGGUGCUCGUGGCCCGUCACGGCGUUCACGGCGUUCGACGUCACUGACGAGACCAAGGGCGUGAGGGAGGCCGCGAGCUUCGAGGUUUUGCUUGUGGUAGAGAGGCUCCCACUGAAUACCUUGGUCUUGGAGGGCUGGUCGACGCUGGACCCAGAGGCGGACCUCCCGUGUUUCACGAGGCCGAUCCCGGGACGCCACCCGCCGUUCCGGCCCGUGGGCCCCGACUGCGCCUCGGUGCUGGCCGCGGGGCGCUGGGCUGCCGACAGCUACCGUUACCAGGUCGACAACUACGGGGACGGCAGCCUCAUCUGGGACGCGAGGCGUCAGCGGGGCCAACUGCCCGUGCCUGAGGCGAGCUGGAACGUGUUCCCCGAGUUCCAGCAGCCAGGCUUGCGCUGGCAGCGGCCCGGGCACAUCUCAGCGCUGGAGCUGGAGGCAGCGGUGGCUGGAGCACGUUGGAGGUGCCGAGCAGGUGAGAGCCACCGCUGGCGCUGCCUGCCCUUUCUGGAUGCCCAACCGUUCACGGCAGUCAGCACCAGGGGCAGAUCGAGCGUGAGGGCUUUGCAGCCCGCGCUCCGCCAGCUCAACUCCCUGCUCCACGCGACGGCCAGGUACCCGCUGUACAAGUACUGCGACACCGUCGACAUGCCCGCCGACACGCCGCCCCGCUGGGGCUUCGGCCGCCGCUGCCCCGCUGCCAGUGCUGCCGCCGGCGAGAGCCAGGAGAGCCGCCCCUGGCAAGCGGGCAGCGCAAGCACCAGCAAAGGUGAGCCGGGUCACGGCCCAGGCGAUGGCGCAACGAGCGGCAGCGAGGUCCCAGCCGCCGAGGGGGCGUUGGACACGCCGCUCACCCUGCGGCGGCAUCGUGCGGCGGUCGAGGAGGUCGUUGUUUUCUGGAUUCAGGAGCACGGGCAGCCGCAGACGCCCGCUCAGGUCGACGCUGGCGUGGCCGCCUUCAUCGGGAGCCGUUGGCUGAGCGGAGAAUCUCUAGUUGAACUUAAUAAUGCAAUUCCAGGCAUCAUGCACGCUUUCCCGCCCGUGCGAGGGCACCUGUGGGACAGCUGGCGCUGGCCAAACGGCAACGCCUGGAGUCAGCUAGGCGCGCGCUGCCGAUCAGUCCUACAGCAGCGUUCGCAGGUGCAUUGGCGGCCGUGGGCCAGCGUGGCGCUGCGGCGGUGCUGGCAGCAGGCUACGACGCUUACCUCCGGCAAGGGAGUUGACCUCGCUCGCGUGGUCUGA
This is a messenger RNA of Prorocentrum cordatum, 5145 nucleotides long. NCBI's taxonomy places the organism in Eukaryota, Dinophyceae, Prorocentrales, Prorocentraceae. The record is from the annotation of a GenBank genome assembly.